Molecule: messenger RNA, 7524 nt
Organism: Varanus komodoensis (Komodo dragon)
Lineage: Eukaryota; Metazoa; Chordata; Lepidosauria; Squamata; Varanidae
Product: nascent polypeptide-associated complex subunit alpha, muscle-specific form-like
Exons: 9
Coding region: 3266-6526 (1086 amino acids)
Source: RefSeq, a predicted model, not a curated record
GACCAUCUCCCUGAAGGAGGACAAAUGAAUGGACUGGACAACUCUGAAAGGGAAGCUCAGAGCCUGACAGAUACAGAGAAAGCCAGCAGUGGUGCAGUACUCCUGCUGCCUUGGCACCAAUCCAAGUGGUCCUUGAACACUAUCCUUUUGGUCUGAGGGUGAAGAAGCUACAAGAAGUCUUGAGAGAGAAGCAUAAAUUUGACUUGAAGACAUUCUGCAGCAAACUGGGCUACAAAGACGUGAUCUCCAUCUUGCGGGACAUUCCUGGGCUGUGUCUCCAAGACAGCAGAAAGACCCGGAAUUGUGUUGUUCAGCUUCAAACAUGUAGGGCAAAAUUUGCAGUGCUUCAUCUUAUGUGGUUUUGGGCUGGGGUGCCAGUUCCACUGUUGGCAUGGACCAAGGAGAUAAUAUUUGUUUUCUUGGAGAGGAGAUCAAGAUGAAGCUUGGCGAAGUUGCUUUGUAUAGGGUGAAGCAGCAACAAUGUGGGGCUUGGCAUGUGGUAGGUUGGGGUUUUGUCAGCCUGGGUUGCAUUUCAAGAGCCCCACGUGGUGGUUUGUUUUAGUUGGAGCAAAACUAAUUCUAUUAAUUGUUUAAAUGACUAUUAAUGCACAGCAUCCAGAUUUGCACAUCAUGGAGAACACCCAGUGAGUGCAAUCAGAUGUAGUAUAUUCAGAAUGGUGAGACACAUUAAGUACAAUAAAAACAAUGGUAAAAGUAAGUUGGGCUUGUUCCCAUGUAGGUGGGAACUAGAGGGUAAUUCCAUAAGGUACUGAAUAAAGCUUGCCUGUGUGCUGUUAUCAUCCUAAAUAUGCAACCUCUGGGUGACUCAGCCUGUGGUUGCUCCAUUAUGUGAACCUGGACACUGCAAGUUAAUUGUGAGUUAACCCAAGGUGAAGGAGUCGUUACAUUAACUUCGGUUGUUUAACCCACAACUAACCUACAGUGUCAGGGUUCACAUGUUACCAAGCACCCUCCAGUUGUGCUUGUCUGAGGCUGUAUAGGGAAAAUAGCAACACAAGCUGUUGCAAUUGAUGAGUUGUCUAACCCACAGUUUGCUGCUUUUACUUGACCAUUAACAGAAUAGUUUCCAAAGCAGCAAUCACAAUUAAAGAUUAUUUAAGACAGAUAAAUGUCUGAGCAACUAAAACAUUGAGAAAGAUUAUUUUAAAACAGAAUGUUAAACAUACUAGAAAUAAAGCAACUAUUACGCAUUUAAGACAGGCUUGGGAGAAUUAGAAAGUGUUUGCCUGGUGCCAAGAGGUCAGCAAAAGAACUGGUACAUGGGCUUCUGUGAGGAGAUGCACACUGGGUCCUGUUGGACUUCCUGUUCCAGAGUGGAGGGUGGAUAAGCACGAAUAUACACUUUGUGUAACCCGCAGUCUUAUAGGGAGUAGACGCUGCCAGGCGAGUAUAUAUAACAAAAAGAUAAGGGAUAGAUAGUCCUUGAAAGAAGAAAGAAGCCUUCAAACUAGGCAAAAGGAAGAUGCAGCAGACGUGUAUUAGAUGACCAGGUUGUGCCUUACAUAGCUAUAUAAUGCGUGUUUUGGGGGACAACUGGUGAGUCUUUGCUUUGGGCACCCCCCAUUGUUCUCCACUUUGUUUUUUAGUGCAUAAGAGUAAAGCUUGGUCUUUGCUCAUAGUCUAAUCUCUAGACUCUGGAUUGGCAUGAUUUUGGGGUCCCUCUGGCUGUUACCUGUCACCUGGCUUGUAUGGCUUGAUCUGGCAACACACUAGCCUGGCAGAGUCUACGCCCUACAGUUAGCAAGACAUAUUGCAACUUUAGAGUGGCAUAAACCAGUUUUUGCUGGUCCUUUGAAGAUCUCAAGGUCAUGUUAGCUUGCAGGCUGCAAGUGUCACAAAGUGCAUAUUUGCUCUUAUCCACCCUUCCCUCUGGAACAGAAAGUCCAACAUGGAUCCAGUAUGCUUGAUCCGACAACAGAGGGAAUUCUGCAAUUUGGGGACCACCACCAAAAAGGCGCACUCUGCAGUUCCUGCCUUUAGCCUGACCUCAGUGGCAAUGUGCAGGCUGUCUCUCUCCCUUGUCUCCCAGCUGUAAGACUUGUUAAAGCAGUGCAAGCCACAACAGUAAUGGGCUUUUGAAGAGGUGCUCUUUGGACGCCUGGCAAGUUUCAUAUUGUGUCUUGUUUGUCUGCUUUACCAGGUCCUUGUAGCCCUGCUGUUUCCCUGGACACAGAUUUUUCUGCAUGCAGCUCAAACACCCUUCCUGAAGGACAAACAUCAGGUAAAGCUGCCCCAAGUACUCAGACUGACAAGGAGCAUCUGCUGUUGACUCAUGGACGGUUAACUGCUUCUACGUUUUUUUGUGUUCUUAACUCCAAGGCUGGGACCAGUAUUUGUUUGGGAUGGAGUUAGUCUGCAUAAAAGCUGACCUUCUGGGGGAAGGGUUGCCCUGUGUGUUUGUGUGUUUCACCCCAGCCCCCAUCAGAUCUUCCUGGAAGACUUUCUAAAAGAAGGAUUGCAGAUCCAUUGUCUGUCAUGGGUCCCUUUAUUCUGAGCAGACCUCCAGAAAACAAACUGAGUGAUUCCACUGCCUUAUUUAUUUAUUGCAUUUGUAUCCUGCCCCAUAGCCAGAAGGCUCUUUGGGCAGCUCACAGUGCACUCAUAAACAGUAAUACAGAUAAAAAUAGAAAAUGCAGAUACAAAUGGAUGACAGUAAUAACUAAAACAUAAAACAGAAUAGAAAUGCAAUGUAAAUACAACUGGGGAUAAUCACAGUGUAAACAAUACUGUAUAGCAAUAUAAAUAAUCAACCAGCAGCAAGAUUUUCUUCCUACAUAGAGAAGACCCAUCAGAUCAGAGAGCAGCAUGGAUCACCCUGGGAUGCAGUGGGGGAAAUACAUUGGACGCUGCAACGGCCUACCAUGGAUGGGAUACCUCCUUUUUUGAUGCUCGUGCAAUGAGGGAGACCAGUUGCUGUUGCUUGGCUUCCGAAGUGGUUUACCACUGCUGCCUUCUGGGCUUGUUUUAAUUCCUAUUCCCUCUUCCGGUAGGUAGCUGCAGCCCAGCUGUGUCUCUUGACGGCGAUUUCUCUCCUUCCAACUCAGAUGGUGUUUCCCAGAGGCUGAUAGCCAAGAAACCUGACCUGGCUGCUGCCCUGGUGCCAAUCCUAGACGUUCUUGGAGGCCACCCCCUUGGUCUGAAUGUGAAAGCUCUGCAGGAAAACCUGGAGAAGAAACACCAAUUUGAUUUGGAGACUUUGAGCCAAGAUCUGGGCUAUGAAGAUGUUGUGUCGUGCUUACUGCACAUGCCGGGCCUCAGAUUUUCUUUCGUAAAUGGCAAAUGGCCCCACAACUGCAUAGUCCAGCUUCUUUCAAAUAGUCUCAGCACUACCUCUGAGUUGCCCAGUGCCGGUGCCUCUUCGGAUGAACCUUUGUCUUCCAGUGGGUCAAACGUGUCCUCUCACAAGUUGACAAACCCCCCAAUAGCUUUCCCAGCUUCCUGCAGCUCUGCAUCAUCCCAGGCCAGCACUUCAUCCUCCUCAGUCUCAGGACAGUUAGCCAGCAAAUCAAAAAAGCGGAAGCAAAACAUUCUGGGAAAGAAACUUGUGCUGUCAGAAGUCUUGGCUGUAGUCACCAGCCUUCUAACCACGUACAAGAGUGGCCUGCGGGUUAAAAAGUUGAAAGAGUUCUUGCUGGCUAAAGAAAGAAUUGAUCUGGAGCAGUUCAGCAUUGCCCAAGGCCACAAAGACACACUGGAAUUUUUGGAGCGUCAAAUGCCUAUGCUGAAUAUCAGAUACCAAGAGAACAGACUGAACUGUGUCAUUUUUCUUGGAUCAGGAAGAGAAGACAGAAACAGCAAACAGCCUUGUACAAAGGUUCAAAAGGAAACAAGCAGCAAGUGUCCUGCUGUUGUCUCCCUCCCUGCUUCGAGUAAUGCCCCUGUGCAGUUCUUGGGGCCAUCAAGAAAGGCUGAGUCAGUAAAUGCUGCACCAGGGUUUAGAGAGGUGCCUACAGCUUCAUUCACCUUUGAUGAUAUCUCUGCAAGUAAAUUUCCAAUUCCAAGUUGCCCUGUUGCUGUUGAUUUAGUGUCCCAACCAACAGAAAGCUGUCUCCGCAUCAGCAAGGACAUUGAAUCACCAGUGAUUUCAAACUUUCCAUCCCUUCGGGAGUCCCAUGCUGCUUCAGCGGACAAGAAUCCCUCCCAGUCUGUCUCUGGCAUCCCACCCCAGUGGCCGAGCAUAUGCCGGUCUGGUGGUCUGCCACCAGCGAAAGAGGCACCGAGCCCAUCAGAUGCCCGCCGGCCAAGUGAACCCAGCCUGACCAAGCCCCAUCCCCCAAAGGACCUGAAUGAACUGAAGUGGCAGGUGAGCCGAAUCCUAGCCAUGCAUCCGAAGGGCAUGUCCCUAUUCCAGUUCCGUGCUGCCUACAGUGCUAUCUAUCAGCAACAUCUGCCACUAGGCACUGCUUCCUCUGCCAAGCACCGUCUUCUGGAGAUGCCAGAUGUGGUUUGUCUGAAGGGCUAUGGUGUCCAAACUGUGUUGCUGCCAGUUUCACAGCAGAUGUCUCCAGCAAAAUCUGGUCAGCCUGCCUCUUCCAAAGUGGAAAACGCUGCAAUGCUUCCUGGUCCCUCUUUGCCCAAAACUGUGUCCACAACCAAAUCGGGAACAGUUCUCAAGCAUUCUUCUCCUACAGUUCCAGUGGUACCUCGGCCCCGUCCUGUUUCUGCCUGGGCUUCAGACCAACCCAGAGAGCCUGGCAGUGAGGAUGGCGUCCUUUUCCAUCCGCGUCAAUCCCUGAGAGCACCAAAAAUUAUAGCUCCUAGGGAAAGCCACAGGAGGAGUGGAGUCGAUUGCUCAGGUCAGGUAGACCUGCCUAAAGAGGCUACAGUUGUUCCUGGUCAUUCUUUGCCUGAUGCCAACCCUGCAGAGGCCCCCAACUCUUGCCUUAAGCAUUCACAUCACAAUGUGCCUGUCCCUCAGCCCCAUCUCUCUCUUCUCCAGUCUUCUAACUGCCUUGAAGCCACAAUCCACGAAGCAAAUCAUGUGCUGCUGCAGCCCCAGAAAGCACCCAAACCUAUAACUUCUGUGCAAAAGCAGCUGAAAACCAGCUCCAAGCCAGUCCCACAUUCACCUGUGAUUUGCCCUCAAGAUUCCCAAGCUGCAGGAUGGGAUGAAAGUAUGAAGCUGCUCAGCAUUGAAUCUCAGCCUGGCAUUUCUGGCAAUGGUGCUCUGGCUUCUAGGUCUGUUUCUGCUAAUCCUGCCAUUUGCAUGCAUCAACUAAUGCACCCUCCUCUCAUGUCUUUUCUGGAAAUCCCAAAGAUCCCCCCUCUCCACCCAGCAUCAUUUCCUCCAGUUUCUGAAAACACCUCUACAAUCCAGUUUCCAAAACCUGUGUUGCAGAGCUCCUAUUGUAUCCAGCCUGUGCCCUCAGUUGAGCUGUUUCAGCCAAUUUCAUCCAUCCAAGUUACCAAUCAAAGGGUAUAUGUUCAUGCUGCUCCAGUACUGGAUCCAUUUUAUCAGAGCCAGAAACCGUCCAGAAGUCUGCAAAGUGUCCAAAGCCCCGCUCAUGGGCUUUCUGCAAGGACACCUGUCUCUUCACCAUCCAAAAAGUCAACUGCCAUCUGCCUGCAGAAAUCCCAGACAGUCCAGCCUCCAGAAUGUGACAACCCUAUGCAGCUGGGUGAUCUGCAACACUCGUCUGCUUCUGCACCAGAUAAGUGUUCCACAUUUGCAUCUUUGAACAGAAACCCUUCUGAGCUUCUACCAUCCAGCUGUAAGGAACAAUAUGAUGAUGUGAGCUCUCCUUUACCCCGCUUAAGCGCACAGUCAUUCAGUGUGCAGUCUGCUCCCAGCAAGGCAUCCCCACAGCCUGUCAAUUUUCCCUCUACUUUGAACAGUAGUUCCAACGUUCAGCUUUUGGACCAUUCAGUCUUCAUUUCUGAGCAGCCAUGCAUCAAUGGGAGUACUGUCGCAAGCACAAAACCAGUAUGCUCACCACAUUAUCCUCUGGGCUCGACCAUCAGCCCAUCCUGUCAGCUCCCCUGUGCUCCAUCAGGCAUCAACAACAAUUCUGAGGACUUGCCCACUGCCCCUUCAGCCUUGGCACCUCAGCAACAAGACACUAAUGGGAACAAUGUCGUGGCCACCUUGGACACGAGUCUGGCAAACGCACUGCUGUCUCCUCCGGACACUGCCAGCAGCCUAUCCCAAGAGCCUUUGUCCACGUUUGGUGUCUGCAGUGAUUCAGAUGGUCUACCUUCAGAGCCCCCGGCCUUAGUGCAUCAACAGCAAUGUGCUAACAGUGUGAGUACUGCCAUGGACUUGACAAAACCUCCGUACUCGGCAACUUCUCUUCAAGACUGUGUUGCCAACCCGUGUGACCAGCCUUCCUCUCCCUCUUCAAGUGUCGAUACAGAUCAUGAUGUUCCAAGCCAAUCUAAUCCUGUGUCUGUGCUUUCCAAACCAUCUGACAAUUCUCAUGCCUCUUUGCCAGAAAAGCAGGUGCCUUAUUCUGCUCCCGAGAGCAAUCCUAUUCACACAAGCUUUGACAGAUGUAUUAUCCUAUAAUAGGAAGAAAGGCUUUUGCACAUUUCAAAUGUGCUUCUCCAUAAUCCACAUGCAACCAUCCCCUUGCACAUUCAUUUACUUAGUGUGGGUGAAAUCCAGGGAUUCUUGGAUUGUUCUUGGGAAUGGCAAUCCAUGUACUGCAAUAUUAUCCCCUCCUCCCACAAUCAUUCCCUAUCAUUGCUUCCCAGAUAGAAGCAUAAAGUGGGAGUAUAGGAAAAUCCUGUGAGGGUAGGUGGAUCUUAAACACUAAGAGAAUGUGAAAUAGAGAGGUGAAAGCAGGUCUUGUUUACCAGCAAAUUUCCUAUGUAAAUGUCAAUGAUAUUCAGAGUGUCAGACUAGCAUCAGGGAGACCAAGGUUUUAAACCUUCAACUUGCAUCAAUAUGAAAUAUAGCAUUACUUCCAUUUAAGGUCUUUUUAUAACCCCAGGCAAAAGUAUAAUUACACUUUUGUAAAUUAGCAAAAGAAUGUGAGUCUGGGAUCAUUGAGAAAUUCCAUAAUGCAGGUUGAAAGUUUUAAAUCUCCCAUUUCUCCAUGCAGCUCACAGUGGGCCUGCCAUUUCAGCGCAGCCUUAACCACAGGGCCAUUGUUAGAAUUUUGUAGAGAAGAUGUAUAGAUGUUACAUGUUGUAUAGAAGUCAGCAUCUUCUAUACCACCUGAGCUCCUUGAAGGAAAGAUCAAAUAGUGGUUUUUUAAAAUGUUUUUUGCCAAAAAGGACCAACCCUGUGACCUGUGUGCAUUAUGCAAAUGAAGUCAGUCAUGCACAAUUGCUUAUUUUGCAUAAUUUCCCCCUAUUCAUGGGGAAGAGCAAGAAGCAGAGAACUGAGUUCUCAUCUGAGUUUCUUUUGGCUUCCUUCUAUAUAAACUUGGGUAUGAUGCAUAAAAAUGACUCCGGGAUUAUUUGAUAUUUUUAAGUACUGCAUCAGGGAAACUUUGUAAUUCUAUUAACUUCUAAUGCUAUUUUAAUGUUCAUGCUAAAUUAUAAUAAAUGGUAACCAUC